Messenger RNA from Clupea harengus (Atlantic herring), 2164 nucleotides. RefSeq names its product N-acetyllactosaminide beta-1,3-N-acetylglucosaminyltransferase 3. Gene Ontology annotation, cellular component: Golgi membrane. Lineage: Eukaryota; Metazoa; Chordata; Actinopteri; Clupeiformes; Clupeidae. Gene Ontology annotation, biological process: protein O-linked glycosylation; poly-N-acetyllactosamine biosynthetic process. Gene Ontology annotation, molecular function: hexosyltransferase activity; UDP-glycosyltransferase activity. The record is from RefSeq and is a predicted model, not a curated record.
CGUGUUUUGAGUUUGUGCGCCGGUAUGCUACACUGUGUAACAACACUCGCUUGGGGAUUGGGGUUUGAGUUUGCUUUAACCAGGAAUAAGGCAACGGUGAUUACAGUGGCAACGGUGAUUACAGUGAUGAUGCUCAGAGAGAAGGCUCUGGGACAAUGGAACAAACACAGUCAUAUAGUUUGGGUUUGUUCUAACCUAAGUUUCAUGUAAAUUUAACCAACUAUAUUAAUCAAGGACUCAUUUCUAGCGAAACUGCUUGGAGGUCCCCUCAACAUCUACGAAACAGAGCAAUGAGGAUAUCUUUGCGCAGCAUUUGUGCUGCAGCUUUAGUGCUUGCUACCCUUUGCCUGGUAGUCAUUUUGAACAAGGACAAUUCCUCCUAUGACGUCACUUCAGACAUCUCCCAAAGGCAGCUCCCCAGUGUACAGAAGCAAGACGUGACUCAUUCCCCCGAUGAUGACGUCCUGGACCCAGCCCUUGCUCAGAACCUGCCGCAGCCAGCCUGCGAUCGCAAUGACUCCAUGGUCAACGUGACUGGCUUUGCCUCGCUGCCGCAGCACAUUAAGAACUUCCUGUUCUACCGCCACUGCCGCCACUUCCCCAAAUUGCUGGACGUUCCAGACAAGUGCGGCGGGCCGCAGGGCUCGUCCAACGUCUUCCUGCUGCUGGUCAUCAAGAGUUCGCCGCCCAACUACGACCGGCGGGAGGUGCUGCGCAAGACGUGGGCGGAGGAGCGGCAGCACCGGGGCAGGUGGAUCCGCCGCAUCUUCAUCUCCGGUGUGUCGGACACGGGUUUUGAGCGGCAGCGGCUCAACAAGAUGCUGCAGCUGGAGAACCAGCAGUACAACGACGUGCUGCAGUGGGACUUCGAGGACACCUUCUUCAACCUCACCCUCAAGCAGGUGCUCUUCAUGGAGUGGAUGGAGCAACGCUGCCCCGGCGCCCACUUCAUGCUCAACGGCGACGAUGACAUCUUUGCCAACACCGACAACAUGGUGGAGUACCUGCGUGAUUUGCCUGACGACAACGACGGCAACAAGCACCUGUACGUGGGCCACCUGAUCCGGUGGGUGGGCCCCAUCCGCGAGAAGUGGAGCAAGUACUACGUGCCCGUGCAGGUGCAGGAGUCCGAGUCCUAUCCUCCGUACUGUGGAGGUGGGGGGUUCAUUCUCUCUGGCUACACACUGCGCAUUAUAUACCAGAUGUCCCACUCCAUCCCCCUGUUGCCCAUUGAUGAUGUCUACAUGGGCAUGUGUCUAGAGAAGGCAGGGCUGGAGCCGGUGUCUCAUUUUGGGGUCAGAACAGCGGGGCUCCCUGUGCCCUCGUCCAAGGUGGACCCCUAUCACCCCUGCUACUACCGGGAGAUUCUCCUGGUCCACAGAUUCUUGCCACACCAGAUAUACCUCAUGUGGAACCGGAUAAAUGAACCCAAUCUGAAAUGUGACGGUUCGCAGGUCUCGUGACUUUAGCCCAGAUUUUAUUUAUUUUAUCUCCAUUUUUCUCUUUGGGGGGACUUAAUAAUGUUUGAUUGAAUCAAAUGUUAAUCAGUAAUAAAUGUCUUGGACUAGGCUCAAGAUUAUGGAUGUCAAUUCUGAUUUGGACGAAUGUUAUGGACAGUAUGGCUGGAUGACAGAUUUUAUACACUGAAAAAUGAAAAUCAUUGGAGAGAAAUGUACCUGAUUUGUGCACUCAUUGUGGUCUCACUUUGUGUGGAAGCUGAAGUUAAUAAUUCUGUUAAUGUUAAUGAAGGAUUAAUCAGUUAAUGUUUGAUUGAGCUGUGAUUAUGAUCGGUUCCAUUCUAUGUGCAAUUUAAGAGUGAGAUGUUAAGUGUUUGGAGCAUGUUGGACAGGUUUAAUGUCAAUUAUACUCUGUCCAGAGAAUGGUGGAUAUGCCAACAUGACAAGUUUUGUCAUGACAUCUUAUUACAUUAAGGUAAUGGAUUGACAAUCAUCUGAAUCCCCAGGGGUUGAUCUUUUUAAAAAGGUCUGAUGUUCAGGGUGUGGUAAGACGGUGAUAAAGAAGUCAUUUUGCUGUUUUGGACAGACAAUGUGAAGAAAUGUUUUGCUAUUAAAAUGUAUAAUUGAUUGUUUCUCCAGUGGCCGGCUUUGAAAAGCCGGCAGUAAAAUAAAGCCCUACUCAAGAGUAAUAACCUCACUCUAUGUUA